AAUGCAAUAUAAGUUGAGUGAAACGAAGCAUUCAUAUUCUCCUUCAGUAAUUAUCACGGUUUUCUAGAUUUUUCAUAAUAUAACAUUGUUAUUUGUAAGAAGCGUCGAGACACAUUUCCAUCCUUCUGAAAAAUGGGGAAGAUCAAUUGCGUAUCCGGAAAUCAGAUAAAUAGGGGCGGUAAAGUACAUGGCAGUACAUGUGGUGGUAUGCGGCUCCUAAGAAGCUAUUUCAUGCAAUCUGAGAAAAACGUAAGACCAACGCCUAUAUUGUAUUACCUUACCUCCUCACAGCCCUACUGCUACUAUAGAGACUUGCUAAAAAGUCUUGAUUUAUUUUAUUGGUCUACGAACAGGGGGAGGUGCUACGCCAGCUUCAUCCUCUGCUUGAAAUGUCAGCUUGAGUUCAGGAUUUGAGACGGACGUCAUUUCUUCUUUCUCCUAACUCUAUCCUCAUGUUAUUACAUGAUUAAAUCGAGAAUAAUUGAAUCAAACCAUAAUUGUCAGGAAGGAAACCACGCUGUCUGUAAAUUUUGUCGCCUGCAUGCACUUUGCCACCACCUUCAAUACGAAAGGGCGCGGACAGAUCAAUCAAGCGAGCGAAAGAUUACGCCACUAUUCCUGCGUUGCACUAAGUACAUGGACGUACAACUUUGAGUAAAGUACCUUGUAGAGUGCUGGACGAUAAGGUUAGUUGCCUUUAGUUUGAGGAAAGAGGAAUAUAUAUAUAGUCUAGGUUGUCUUCAAAACCUUCUCAAAGGAAGCGAGGAAGAGAAGAAAUGUACGACACAUUGAAGCGCCUACAACUCAUUACCGAGCGAGAAGGCUGACAAGAAAGCUACUUAUCUGCAUCGCAAAGACUUGGGUUUCCAUGUUUGACGUAAUACGAUUAUCGGCCUAAUGAUCUCUUCAGUGACCAUGCUCUUUCCAUGGCAAAAUGUGAUUCAUCUCUAGCCGUUCACGUGUAGACAGGAUCGACCUCCAUGUUUCUUGAACAGGAUGGCGACAACUAUAAACGAAGAUGAAAACGGAGUGUCAGUCUACACUGAAAACAUGAGUGUCCCAAUCAAGGUGCCAGUUCUACCCCGGUGCAGGUGGCCUGCGCCACAUCCAGACUGGGAUGUAGCCUUUGCGGCUUGGGGAAGCACCUGGAUGGCACAUAUUAUCAUCUUCGUCGUAGCCUAUGCCAUUCUUGCCAUAUAUACCUGCUCAGUGUUGUGUUUCCUUGUGUGGAAGCGUUGUAGCUCCGUGCGUGGGACCCACGAUGGAAUUCUUACAAAGCGGCUGACCAACCUCAGGAUUGCUUUGCAUUCUCUGGUGUUCGUUGCGUGCGCGGCCAGGACAAUGUCUCUUGGGAUCGACCCUUACGGAACGAGAAAGAUUCUGAAAUGUCCUAGUGGUGUGGUUCUUUGGUCACUGGGAUGGCCAUCCUUGGUCUCAUCUUUCAGUAUCCUGUUACUGCUACUCUUGGAGACAACUCGUUUGUCAUUAGCCCCACCUCGAAUCCAACGUCCCUCCGUCCUAGGAAGCAUCAUUGGCUUCAGCUUGGGGUAUGUCCUCUUUUCCGACUUCUUGGUAGCUUACGACAACUCCACCAAGUAUGCGGUCACGGUUUGCCAGAUGCUCUUCAUCCUCUGGGGAGUGUUGGUGUUCUUCGGGUUCGUCUACGUUUGGUGGAAGAUACAGAGCAACCUGACAGCUAGUUCCCGGGGCCAGACGCAAACAUCCUCCCAGCGAGACAACAACGACAAUUCGAAGAUGCGUAAACUCAACACCAUCAUCUUCAUAAGUGCAGCUAUUGGUAUCUGUCUCACAGUCUCCAACCUCUACUGGGUAUCCGCAACGCUUGAUAAGUCGUAUCGGCCUGAAGCCCUGAGACCUUGGCCGUGGCUGCUAUUCAGUACUUGUCAGAGGAUCUUAGAAGUCUGUAUCUCCAUCAUGAUACUGUUGACCGUGUCGAAGAGUGGUCAGAGCAGUAAGGUCGAUGACAAUGCCAAUUCCAACAACACUGUCCCUACUGCAACAGCUUAAAGUUUUUUGGUUUUUUUAAAUCGACGUAUCGAAAUAGACUUUACUUGAUAGUCACUGUGAGUGAUGUUGCUUGCGUGUCUGUGUGUUACUUAAACUAUUAAAUAGUUUGGGUUUCUUCUC
Strongylocentrotus purpuratus (purple sea urchin) is the source of this 2148-nucleotide messenger RNA. RefSeq lists its product as uncharacterized. Bases 997 to 2028 code for a protein of 343 amino acids. The transcript has 2 exons. The record is from RefSeq and is a predicted model, not a curated record. NCBI's taxonomy places the organism in Eukaryota, Metazoa, Echinodermata, Echinoidea, Camarodonta, Strongylocentrotidae.